UGGAUCCCCGCACUCUCUGAGAGUCUCGCACACACAUGUCGACCCUAAAAGAGAUCCUAACCCGGCGGCCCGUUGCGGCGACAAUACGGCUCACAGUCCCGGCCGGCGGGGCGCGCCCCGCACCACCGGUGGGACCUGCGCUGGGGCAGUAUCGGCUGAACCUGAUGGCGUUCUGCAAGGACUUCAACGCACGAACCCAGAAGUACAAGCCCGACACGCCCAUGGCCGUGACCAUCACAGCCUUCAAGGACAACACCUUCGAGUUCACAGUCAAGUCCCCCUCCGUAACGUGGUACCUCAAGAAGGCCGCUGGGGUCGAGUCCGGCAGUAGCCGGCCUAGCCACGAGGUGGCCUCCACCAUCACGCUUAAGCACGUCUACGAGAUCGCCAAGGUCAAGCAGUCCGAUCCCUAUUGCCAGUACAUGCCCUUGGAGUCUAUUUGCAAGUCCGUCAUUGGGACCGCCAACACUAUGGGGAUUAAGGUUGUCAAGGAAUUGGAUUGACAACGUUAAAGUUCUGUUCUUUUGAUGGGGUUUGUCAGUCCCUUGUCUUUUCAAUUUUUGUUUAAAAAUUAGCUUGAAGUUGUGGUGAUGGACUUGUGGGUUGUUGUAGUUGCCUUAAAUUGUUGUAAUUUGAAUUUUGUGCUAAUGAGUAUUAGGGUCUUGCACGAUUUCUUGAUAAUAAGAAAUGGAAGCACUUACUUGGAUAUGAAACAACAAUGAUUGGCUCAGAAAUGAAAACCUUUACCAUUUUUUUU
Corylus avellana is the source of this 757-nucleotide messenger RNA. RefSeq names its product mitochondrial ribosomal protein L11 (gene MRPL11). The record is from RefSeq and is a predicted model, not a curated record. Gene Ontology annotation, cellular component: ribosome; large ribosomal subunit. Gene Ontology annotation, molecular function: structural constituent of ribosome; large ribosomal subunit rRNA binding. Lineage: Eukaryota; Viridiplantae; Streptophyta; Magnoliopsida; Fagales; Betulaceae. Gene Ontology annotation, biological process: translation.